UCAGCGACUUAUAGCAUGACUGGGGGUCUGCGGCGGGCAUUCUGACACUGGGGGGAAUUGACUUGGUGUCACUGACAUCCCCAGUGACACCAAUGCAGUGAUCAGUGCUAAUAAAAAGCACUGACACUACUAAUGGCACUGGGCAGGAAGGGGUUAACAUGUGGAGAGAUCAAAGCAUUAGCUGUGUGCUGUUUCACUGUGUGCUGUGUGUGUGGUUUAUGCAGGCCAUAGACGGUUCGUUUAUCGGCCGACGAAAAAUCGGUUGUUGCUGCCAGGAGAGAGACCGGUGUGUAAACAAUACAGGUCUUUCUCCUGUCAGC
This is a messenger RNA of Staurois parvus, 320 nucleotides long. The record is from the annotation of a GenBank genome assembly. Lineage: Eukaryota; Metazoa; Chordata; Amphibia; Anura; Ranidae.